Rhagoletis zephyria (snowberry fruit fly) is the source of this 2572-nucleotide messenger RNA. Its product is annotated as protein no-on-transient A-like. The record is from RefSeq and is a predicted model, not a curated record. Gene Ontology annotation, molecular function: RNA binding. NCBI's taxonomy places the organism in Eukaryota, Metazoa, Arthropoda, Insecta, Diptera, Tephritidae.
CACAUUUAUCUCAUUCUCUUUCCGGUCGUCGACUCGUGCGGUUGUGUUUUUUGGGCAUCGCAGGAUUUUCAGUAGAAUAUUUUCCUAGAUACAUAUCUGGAGAGUGUGUGUGUGUUUGAAGGUGAAAAUAUUUUUUAGCCGACAUGGAUGGUGGAAUUAAAGCUGAAGGAGUAAAUGGUGCUGCUCCAUUACCUCAAAGAGCCCAGAAAAAUAUGCAGCAAGGCAAUAAAAAGCCGAAUUUAAAUGUUCAGCAGCAAAAGCAAAAUGACAAUGUCGAUGGGGCACCGGCGGAGAAAAAACCACGUUUUAACCAGAAUGGUCCAAAUCAAAACCAAGGUGGUGGUGGACCCGGUGGUGGUAACCAGAAUAAAGGAGGUUUCGGAAAUCAGAAUCGAGGAGGUUUUGGUGGGAAUCGUAAUCGUAACCAGCAGCAAAAUCGUGGGAACCAGAAUCAGAACCCAGGCAACUUAAAUAAUCAGCAAAACCAGAACAAACCAAAUCAACCUAACCAACAAAAUCAACCCAACCCACAAAAUCAACCUAACCAACAAAAUCCACCGAAUCAACCAAAUCAAACUCCAGCAGAUGCAAAGCCUGCAGUUGACGGAAAUCAGGCAGCAGCUAAGAAGGAUCAAGGAGGACCACCUCAACCACUACAGCAGCAACAGCAACCGUCACAACCACAACAGAAUCAGCAACGUAAUCAACAACAAAAUCAACAACCACAACAUCAAAAUCAGAAUCAGAAUCAGAAUAUGAACCAACAACAGAAUCGUAAUCGUGGUGGUGGUGGUCAACAAGGUGGCGGUGGUCAUCAAGGUGGAGGUGUUCAUCAAGGUGGAGGUGGUCAUCAAGGUGGAGGUGGUCAUCAAGGUGGAGGUGGUCAUCUAGGUGGAGGUGGUCAUCUAGGUGGAGGUGGCUAUCAAGGUGGUGGUGGUCAUCAAGGCGGUGGCCCAGGUGGCGGCCACGGAGGUCAUCAAGGCGGUCAAAAUAGAGAUCGCAGCCGUGGUGGACGAGGUGGUCCAGGAGGCGGUGGUGGCGGCGGCGGUAACCAAGGUGGCCCAUAUAGUAGGGGCGAUGAAUUCUUUAUUGGACAACGUCUGCGAGCCAUGGGAGGGCCAACAUACGAAAUACAGCCAGUUGAAGCAACCGAAGAACCUAAAUUUUCAGGACGCAAUCGUUUAUAUGUUGGUAAUCUAACUAAUGAUGUAUCAGAAAAUGAGUUGCGUGAGAUGUUUAAACCUUAUGGCGAAAUUGGAGAAAUAUUCUGUAAUGCUGAGAAAAAUUUUACAUUCCUAAAGUUGGACUUUCAUGCAAAUGCACAGCGUGCAAAGCGUGAGUUGGAUGGUACCAAUCGCAAGGGUCGGCAAUUACGCGUGCGUUUUGCACCAAAUGCCACGAUACUACGCGUUAAAAAUUUAACACCUUUUGUAUCAAAUGAAUUGCUCUACAGAUCUUUUGAAGUUUUUGGACCCAUCGAGCGUGCAAACGUUGUGGUUGAUGAUCGUGGCAAAUCUACCGGAGAAGGUAUUAUUGAAUUUGCCAAAAAAUCGUCGGCAAAUGUGUGUCUACGUUUCUGCAGUGAGAAAUGUUUCUUCCUCACCGCUUCUUUACGGCCAUGUGUGGUUGAGCCGUUCGAAGUAAAUGAAGACGAUGAUGGUUUGCCAGAUAAAUCACUAAAUAAAAAAUCGCCAGAAUUCAAUCAUGAACGCAGUGUAGGGCCGAGAUUCGCAGAAAUUGGUUCAUUCGAACAUGAAUAUGGUACCAGAUGGAAGCAAUUGCAUGAAUUGUUUAAAACAAAGCAAGAAGCACUAAAACGAGAACUUAAAAUGGAAGAAGAGACUGAGGCCCAAAUGGAAUAUGCUCGCUAUGAGCACGAAACUGAAUUGCUCAGACAAGAGUUGCGGAAACGCGAAUCCGAUAAUGAACGCAAGAAGAUGGAGUGGGAAAUGCGUGAGAAACAGGCAGAAGAAAUGCGCAAACGCGACGAAGAAAAUAUGCGUCGCCAACAAACUGAAAUGCAGACACGAAUGUUGCGUCAAGAAGAAGAUAUGCGCCGCCGUCAACAGGAAAACACAUUGUUUAUGCAAGCACAGCAACUGAACUCAUUGCUUGACCAGCAAGAAGGCUUUGGCGGUAACAAUAAUGGAGGUAAUAAUUUCGACAACUUUGGUCGAGCAUCCAACAAUUCGCCAUUUGAAUUCAGAGGCGGCAAUGCCGGUGGUGGUAAUAGUGGCAACGGCACUGGCAAUGGGCCUAAUAAUCCACAGGUUUAUGAAAGGCGACAACAACGCGAGCGCGAGCGUGAGCGCAAACCCGAAAGAAGAAUCGUUCCUGAAGACACGAUCGAGAAGAAUGAUUCGAAAGCGCCACCACCACCGCCAUUUAAUGUGAGAGCGGGACAAAACGAAGCCGGCGGCGGAUUGCCUUCUGAUAUCAAUUGGGAUCUGGUUAAAGAGCUUCUAUGCGCUUCGCUCCAAUGCUGAUAGGAUGAGGGGAGUCAACCAACAUCCAUAUCAGAAUGGGGAAAAACAUAACAGAAGUUUUGAGGCAUUUGCCUAAUCAACCAAAG